AUGCAAAGGUGCUCUACUAAAACAAGACUCAACCCAUUAUGGGCUGCUGCUCUUCUUGUUUCCGCUGCGACCACUACAGGCGCCCUUCGGGCACCUGUGGGCGGCUGGGGGGUACAACAGCAACGGAAGGAGCCAAAUUUGGCAGCUGUGACUGAUCUAGGUGCCUACCCGAAGUACAAAGGCGGGAGGAUCGCUAAUGAGUUAAACUUUAUAUCUUCCUUGCAGGUUGCGUCAGCAAGCGCUCAGCACGCAGAAGAAGACGAGCCCUCAGAAGGAUCUGCAGCAGAAACUGCUGCCUCUCAUGGGGAAAAGGAAAGGCACACAGAAAAGGAAAGCCACAUGGAAGGAGAAGGGACGGAAGAAGAGAAACAUGAAGAAGCUGGUCAACACGUGUCGGGUGGUAGCCAACUAUCAUCAGCUAAGGAACCACGAACUGCUACUGGAGCUCCGUUCCAUGCAGUAGGGGAAACAGAGACAAUAACUGGCACAAGUUCAGAGAAAGAGAAGGAAGAAGGCCUACAUCCUGCAGGAAAGGAGUCAGCAGCAGAGCCUUCUGCAGCCCCUGAGGGAGCACCUGCAGAAGGAAGUGCAGUAGAAGCGGAAAGAGCGGCGAUGCCCGUUCACCAGCACAAGGUAGCAGCAGCCAAACCAGGAGAUAUUGCUGCAGAAGGAGCCAUACAUAAACCAGAGCACACGGGAGAAUCUAGGAAAACGACAGAUGGAGCUGCUGGUUCUGCUCCUGUGCCACAAGCAGACAAGUUUGUGAUGCAAAUGAACUUUAGGCCAUCCUUGGUAAUUGGACGGGCUGAAGCUGACAGGACGGAGCGACAUGUCAUCAGAGACAAUGAGGGGGCACCUUGGUUUGAAGUGACUGGCCCUCAAAGCCUCACAGUGCUCAACCUGAAGCCCGUACAAGGAGAAGAACUCCUACACUCGCUAGUCGCCACCACUAUGCAGUCAUGA
Molecule: messenger RNA, 963 nt
Organism: Eimeria maxima
Lineage: Eukaryota; Apicomplexa; Conoidasida; Eucoccidiorida; Eimeriidae
Exons: 1
Coding region: 1-963 (320 amino acids)
Source: RefSeq, a predicted model, not a curated record